Molecule: messenger RNA, 2233 nt
Organism: Zeugodacus cucurbitae (melon fly)
Lineage: Eukaryota; Metazoa; Arthropoda; Insecta; Diptera; Tephritidae
Gene: MTPAP
Product: poly(A) RNA polymerase, mitochondrial
Exons: 5
Coding region: 131-1987 (618 amino acids)
Biological process (GO): mitochondrial mRNA polyadenylation
Molecular function (GO): poly(A) RNA polymerase activity
Source: RefSeq, a predicted model, not a curated record
UAUAGAUUCGCAGAUUUUGCAUCACUCAACACUAGCAACAGCUGAUUAAUUCAACGUAACCUCGUAAAGUUCCUUCGACCGCUAAACUUUAGUUCCUUUGGUUCUUCUCAUUCAAUUGACGAGAUAUAUAAUGCAUUUCUUGAUGAGAAACAAUUCAAAACAGUUGCUAUUAUGGAGCAAACAUCUGUACAGAACAUGUAACUCAAGAACACUUGUUAGUGAAUCUAAAGCAAAAAUCGCAUACAAUGACAUGAUGCAACAACGCCAGCAACAAGCCACAUGCAGUAUUGUGGUGCAAGUUCAGUCAGAGAAAUCAUUCCCUGAAUUGUAUAACUACUGCGCAAGUUUUGGAGAAAUAGUAAGUGCACACCAUUACCACAUACAACAAGAUGACGAACAGCAUUAUAUAUUAUUGGAAUUUUGUAAUGCACAAGAAGCCUCCGCUGCUAUUUCCGCAUCAGCAUACAAUGAUGAAUUAUCAGGUGUACCAGCACAUUCACCAUUUUUAUGGUUUAGAGCAACAAGUGGCAAGCGUGCACUCAAAGCAGCGGCAAAAUCAACCAAAGCAACUUUAGCUGUAGUUAGCGGAGCUACUAUGUUGGAAAACAAUGCUUUGACUGAACUACUUUGUACGGCAACAAAUUUAGAUCAACAAAUAGUAUUACUGCAUCAGCACACACGUCUCAAUGAUCUUGGUGUGCGCUUACGUUUUCUAGCUGCAUUGCAAGUACAACAGGCAGUCUCCGGUAUGUUCCCCUACGCAAAUGCACAACCCUUCGGUUCGUCGGUGAAUGGUUUCGGCAGAAUGGGUUGUGACUUGGAUUUGAUAUUGCGUUUUGAUCGCGAAGUAGUUGGUGCAGCUACCACACAACUACGUAAUAACGAAUCGCGUCUAGUAUUCCAUACCAAAGAGAAUCUAACAAAUGGACGUUCACAAACGCAACGACAAAUGGAAAGUAUUGGUGACAUGUUACAUCUAUUUUUGCCCGGUGUUUGUCAUGUGCGACGUAUAUUGCAAGCACGUGUGCCGAUUAUUAAAUAUCAUCAUGAGCAUAUGAAUUUGGAAGUGGAUCUCUCCAUGAGUAAUCUCACCGGUUUCUACAUGUCUGAGUUGCUGUACAUGUUUGGUGAGUUGGACGAACGCGUUCGGCCGUUGACCUUCUGCAUACGUCGUUGGGCGCAAGCCUGUGGCUUGACCAAUCCCUCACCUGGUCGUUGGAUAACGAAUUUCUCGCUCACCUGCCUUGUGAUAUUCUUUCUACAGCAGAUGAAGCACCCCAUACUGCCCACCAUAAACAACAUGAUGAAAUCAGCCACACCCGAUGACAUACGUCUAACGGAGGAUGGCAUCAAUUGCAGUUUUGGACGUGAUUUCGAACGCAUCGGUUUUCGCUGUCGCAACACGUCCAAAUUAAGUGAUUUAUUGCUGCAGUUCUUCGAAUUUUACUCGCAAUUUGAUUUUCACAAUCGCGCGAUAUCGUUGAAUGAGGGACGCGCUAUAGCGAAGCCUGAUCAUUCUGCACUGUAUAUCGUCAACCCGCUGGAGCAAGUGCUGAAUGUGAGCAAAAAUGUCAGUCUCGAGGAGUGCGAACGUCUGCGCAUUGAGGUGCGCAAUGCUGCUUGGGUGCUGGAGUCGGAGGUAGAGAACCCCUCACAACCGGAGAGUGAAGGCGCUCAACUAGCCUGGGGCAUUUUACAUCUCUUCAAGUCAAAUGAGAAGUCUAUUAUACGACCGAAUAUGUUCUUCAAGCCGCGCAUGGUCGAGGUUAGCGAACUCUUCGACGGCACAGACGCUGGCACAGCAACAACUACAUCAAUCGAAUUCAAGAAUUCCAACACAAAGCGUGAGGUGGAGAGCAUAAAAGCGCAGGCACGCGGUGACUUUAAGCAAAUGCGCAUUAAUGCAACAGCAGCAGCGACGGCGGCGGCAGCAGCAACAACAGCAACAGCGCCUCCAAAGGCAGCAAAAGGGCGCCGUAGUAGAUGAGGCGGUCGACUGAAUAAGCACUCUUAAAGUUUAGCUGUAAACUGCCGUUAUUGCUGGUGCUGUUAAAGUGUAAAAUAUUUUUGUAUAUACAUUAGUAUUCACCUUCUAGUGCGGCAUAAGAAUUUUCAGACCAAAUGCGCUGUAAAAAGUGUAGAGACUAUAGUUAAUAUGUUUUUGUUUUUAAGUUUAGUGGUGUCAACUGAUCUAUCAUACAUCUCUGCUGUUGUAUUUUUAUAACAAAUGAAG